CGUGUGGCUGCCGCUGGACAUGCGCGCCACGCCCACCUACCACAUCGUCUACCUCGUCCAGGUCUUCUGCAUCUGGGCCGUCGUCCAGGGAACCGUCUUCCUAGACACGUCCUUCCAGAUCCUGAUGCUGCAGUUGGCUGCCGAACUGGAGGUCCUCAACGAUAACGUAGCUGCCAUCUACAACCGGGAAGUGGGCCCAUCCGAAGUAAGGCGAGCGGAGGACGGCAAAAUCGACGCGUCGCCGCAGAGGAAAAAGGACGAAGCCAGUGGUAGACUCGGAUACAUUGAACUUCACACAGAUACAGCAGAGGAUGAGAUGUACAGUCAUCUCGUCAGCAAUAUAAAGCACCACCAAACAGUAAUAGGUUGUCUAAGCCAGUUGGAAACCGUGAUGAGUCACUCAACGCUGAUACUCCUGUCAUCCAAUAUGGUCUGCAUCUGCUUACACAUCUUCGUGACGGCAGUGCUGUUGCAGGAUGAAAUUCAGUUUGACAAGACUUUCAAGAUGAUGUGUGCGUUUGCCAUCUACACGUACCAGACUGGGCUCUUCUGCUUAAUUGGACAGACCAUAAUCGACCAGAGUGAACGGCUGGUGAAUUCGGCGUUCAGCUGCGCCUGGCCGGACGCCGAUGCCCGCUUCAAGCGGUCGCUGUCCGUGUUCAUGGUGAGGUCGGCUCGCCUGCUCGAGAUAAGGGUCGGCAAGAUGUACACUCUCUCCAGGGAGACCUUCUUGCAGAUUCUAAAUGGAUCCUACAGAUUAUUUAAUUUACUGUAUCAAACCAAUCUAGAAAAUUAAGAAAUUGUCCUCUGAAAUGUGGAUAACUGUCUCAUAUUAUUUCAGAGACCGGCAAUGUAUGAAACAAAUAACAUGUUUCUUGAGUUUCACCAAGCUCUUAACACAAAAUAGUCUAAAGCUUUGAUGUAGAAAAGUACAACCACAGCUUUUUGAGCGUAGUAGACAAAUGUUUGGCAAAAUUAAAGAGCAUCAGUUUAGUUGCUUCAGUCUGGUUGUAAAGUCUCUUGUGUCUCUGCUAUUGCAAUCAUUGUGUCUCUAUAACCAAAAUACUUUUUUCAGUUAACAUUGUAUGUACAGUUGAUGUAUACAAUAUAUUACCACACCGGACCUCU
Molecule: messenger RNA, 1128 nt
Organism: Schistocerca cancellata (South American locust)
Lineage: Eukaryota; Metazoa; Arthropoda; Insecta; Orthoptera; Acrididae
Product: odorant receptor 43a-like
Exons: 5
Coding region: 20-796 (258 amino acids)
Biological process (GO): detection of chemical stimulus involved in sensory perception of smell; sensory perception of smell
Cellular component (GO): plasma membrane
Molecular function (GO): olfactory receptor activity; odorant binding
Source: RefSeq, a predicted model, not a curated record